AUGGCUACAGCUGAGACCGCCUUGCCCUCCAUCAGCACACUCACCACCCUGGGUCCCUUCCCAGACGCACAGGAGGACUUCCUCAAGUGGUGGCACUCUGAAGAGGAGCAGGACAUGGGCCCGGGUCCCCCUGGCCCCAUGGGGCAGCCACUCCACGUGAAGCUGGAGGACCCACCCAGGGAGGACGAAGAUCACAGGGACGCUGAUGCCACCUGGGACCUGGAUCUCCUCCUCACCAACUUCCCGGGCCCGGAGCCAGGCAGUGUGCCCCGAACCUGUGCUCUGGCGCCCAGCGAGGGUCCAGGGGCUCAAUACCUGCCGCCUCCGCCGCCGCCUGAGACUCUGGCCGCGUAUGCGGGCGGCCCGGAGCCGGUGAUUGGGCUUCUGGAUCACGAGGAGCAGUCAGGCUGGACACGUCCAGCCCUACGAGCCCCGGCUCCGGACGCCUUUGUGAGCCCAGCCCUGGCCCUGGCCCCCGAGCCCAAGACACAGCCGGUAUACCCUGGGAUGGGCGCCAGCUCCUCUGGCAGCUACUUCCCGAGGACCGGGUUUUCAGUGCCCACAGCUCCAGGCGCCCCCUACGGGCUGCUGUCUGGGUACCCCACGCUAUAUCCGGUGCCGCAGUACCAAGGGCACUUCCAGCUCUUCCGCGGGCUCCCAGCACCCGCGCCCGGCCCUGCCGCGCGCCCCUCGUUCCUGAAUUGUCUGGGACCCGGGACGGUGGGCACCGGACUUGGAGGGAGCGCAGGAGACCUAGGAUCAAUCACCGAAGCUGCACCGUCCAAGCGCAGCCGGCGCUCCUGGGCGCGCAAGAGGCAGGCGGCACACACGUGCACGCACCCGGGCUGUGGCAAGAGUUACACUAAAAGUUCGCACUUGAAGGCGCAUCUGCGCACGCACACAGGGGAGAAGCCAUACGCCUGCACGUGGGAUGGCUGCGGCUGGAGGUUUGCACGCUCGGAUGAGCUGACCCGCCACUAUCGGAAGCACACAGGACAGCGCCCUUUUCGCUGCCAGCUCUGCUCCCGCGCCUUUUCUCGCUCGGACCACCUGGCCUUACACAUGAAGCGCCACCUUUGAGCCCUGCCCCAGCUCAUGGACCUUCCUGGGGACUGGGGAUAGAAGAACAAGAGUGGAUCCACACAGGGUGGUUUUCCCAAAGACGGACCCUUGUCGGACUCGCGGUCCCACAGGUCCACUGAAAGAUCAUCUGAGUGAGUUUCCAACGGAAGUUCCAAGUUCAGAGUCACACAGAAACGUCAAACGGUCACGCAUACCCAGCGAGACAGACCAAAUAAAUGGGCUUAGAUGGACACUCAGACCAGCUCAAAGGAGUCUCUGAACAGCAGGAGGAGGUGUGGGGUGAAGCGUCUCAGAGACCCUGGGUCUGCAAGGGGGCUUCACACUGUAACUCUUCCUGAAGCCCUACAUGGUGGC
This is a messenger RNA of Otolemur garnettii (small-eared galago), 1437 nucleotides long. It is a transcript of the gene KLF1, whose product is annotated as Kruppel like factor 1. Bases 1 to 1080 code for a protein of 359 amino acids. NCBI's taxonomy places the organism in Eukaryota, Metazoa, Chordata, Mammalia, Primates, Galagidae. Gene Ontology annotation, biological process: regulation of transcription by RNA polymerase II. The transcript is spliced from 3 exons. Gene Ontology annotation, molecular function: RNA polymerase II cis-regulatory region sequence-specific DNA binding; DNA-binding transcription factor activity, RNA polymerase II-specific. The record is from RefSeq and is a predicted model, not a curated record.